CCUUCUCUCCCUCCCUCCUGCAGCAUGGCACAGAAAGAGAAGCUCCAGUGUCUGAAGGACUUCCAUAAGGACACGCUGAAGCCUUCCCCGGGGAAGAGCCCUGGCACCCGGCCCGAGGACGAGGCAGAGGGGAAGCCCGUCCAGAGGGAGAAGUGGAACUCCAAGCUUGACUUUAUCCUGUCCGUCGCUGGGGGCUUCGUGGGUUUAGGGAACGUCUGGCGUUUCCCAUACCUCUGCUAUAAGAAUGGCGGAGGUGCAUUUCUCAUCCCGUACUUCAUCUUCCUCUUUGGCGGAGGUCUCCCUGUGUUUUUCCUGGAGGUGGCCCUCGGACAGUACACCUCCGAGGGUGGAAUCACCUGCUGGGAAAAGCUUUGCCCCAUCUUUACUGGUAUCGGCUACGCUUCGAUUGUGAUCGUGUCCCUCCUGAACAUCUACUACAUAGUGAUUCUGGCCUGGGGUUUGUACUACCUGUUCCAGUGCUUCCAGCCGGAGCUGCCCUGGGCCAAGUGUAAGAACUCCUGGAACACAGACCGCUGUGUGGAGGACACCAUCCGUAAGAACAAGACCCUGAUGCUGGCCACUAACAUCACCAACUUCACCUCGCCUGUCACUGAGUUCUGGGAACGUAACGUCCUUAGCAUCUCCAGUGGCAUCGAUGAAAUCGGAGAGGUCAAGUGGGACCUUGCUCUGUGUCUGCUGGGGGUCUGGGUCAUCUGUUUCUUCUGUAUCUGGAAGGGAGUCAAAUCCACUGGGAAGGUUGUGUACGUCACUGCUACCUUCCCCUUCGUCAUGCUGAUCAUUCUGUUGAUCCGCGGCGUCACUCUGCCAGGAGCAUCUGAAGGAAUCAAGUUCUACCUGUACCCAGACCUGCAACGUCUCAAAGACCCUGAGGUUUGGAUCGAUGCAGGCACUCAGAUCUUCUUCUCCUAUGCCAUCUGUCUGGGAGCUAUGACGUCACUGGGGAGCUACAACAAAUACAAAUACAACUGCUAUAGGGACUGUUUGCUGCUGGGAGGCCUCAACAGCGGUACCAGUUUUGUGUCUGGCUUCGCAAUAUUUUCCGUCCUGGGCUUCAUGGCACAAGAGCAAGGGGUGGACAUUGCCGAUGUGGCAGAGUCAGGUCCUGGCUUGGCCUUCAUUGCCUAUCCUAAAGCUGUGUCUAUGAUGCCGCUGCCAACCUUCUGGGCUAUUCUCUUCUUCAUCAUGCUUCUGCUACUGGGUCUCGACAGUCAGUUUGUGGAAGUGGAAGGACAGAUCACCUCCUUGGUGGAUCUGUAUCCCUCCUUCCUAAGGAAGGGUUACCGUCGGGAACUUUUUAUAGCAACAGUGUGCUCCAUAAGCUAUCUUCUGGGACUUACCAUGGUUACUAGGGGUGGCAUGUAUGUAUUUCAGCUCUUUGACUACUAUGCAGCCAGCGGUGUGUGCCUUUUGUGGGUUGCAUUCUUUGAAUGUAUUGCUGUAGCCUGGGUUUAUGGCGUUGAUAAUUUCUAUGAUGCGAUUGAAGACAUGAUUGGCUACAGACCAAAUGCCUGGAUGAAAUGGAGCUGGUCUUUUAUCACACCUCUUCUUUGUGUGGGUUGCUUUGUCUUCUCCUUGGUCAAAUACAAACCUUUGACUUACAACAAGGUCUACGAGUACCCCGACUGGUCCAUCGGUGUGGGUUGGACUCUGGCCCUGGCUUCUAUGAUCUGUAUUCCUAUGGUGGUGGUCAUCAAGAUCAUCCAGUCCGAUGGACCACUCAUAGAGAGAAUCAAGGCUGUGGCAGCUCCGCUGGGAGGUGCUAGCUCCCGUCCAGUCGACCACCGUCCCAAGGGCAUGUCCGCCGAGCUGGCCUACCCCCUGGACCCUAACGGGAACAACGGCCUGAUCAAGCCCACCCACACUAUUGUAGAAACUAUGAUGUGAGCGCUCUCUGUGAGAGGAACGAAUUUUAAAUAAGAAAAAAAGAAAAAAAAAGAAAUGACCCGCUUUCUAUGUUAUUAUACUAUAUUAUCACUAAACUAGUUAUAGGACCAGGUUUACAUUGCUAUGUAUCUGCACUAGGAGUCUUCUUUUUGUUUUUGUUUUCUACAGAGGAAGUUACAUUAUUGGUUUCCUGUCUAUGUUUUUAAUAUUUUUUAUUAAACUAUUGUUAUUAAUAUUACUGUUAUUACGAUUAAUGUAGUUAGAAGGAAUGUAGAUUUCCAUGCCACUUGGAGCAAGCAGAAUCAGUACAUGGUCCAUUUUUACUUCUUCUUCUUUCCUGUAGAACUAUAAGCGGUCGUAUCUAUUUUAGGAAUCCUUUUUUUUUUUUUAAAGAGAAGAAAAUACAGAAUAUAAAAAGGGCCGUAUAAAACCGUAAGAACUAAAUGUGUGUCAUGUUUUGAGCAGUAACAUUUGACUAUGUCAUGUUUGUAUCUAGAUCAACCUAGCCCCUCUCUCUUCUCAGCUUAACUAAUGUCUAUAGUACGAUAAUAUCGUGGAGGUGGUGCCCCCCUUGUAUACAGUGAGAUUAGUCGAGUGUUGUUUGUCGUCGAUGUUUGUUGUAAAAUUACAACUGAACCUGAACGUGCCUCCACUACUAGGCAGCGUUCAUGGUCCAGAGCAUCUCAUCUACAGUUGCUAAAAAGUUAGGGUUUUAAAAUCCUGCCCUGGUCUGCAAUACUGGUUUUUGACACAACUAUUUGCUAGAAGGUACUUGAGCACUUUGCAGCAAUUGUUCUGUCUGUAUAAAUAACACUGCAGUACAACCUAGCUUUUUAGUGCCGGCAACUGUACCUGGCUCUGACUGUGGAGGCAUAAACCUGUUCUCCUUGUACAGUGUCUAGUGUACAUACAUACAGUCAGCCCAACUCCAUUUUAAAGUAGACUAUACUAUGCUGGUGAAGGACACUACUGCUACAUGCCAUCCAUCCCAGUGCAUACAAUAGCUACAUCAUUACGUCUUUCAAGUCUGUGAUUGAAUUAUUUGCACUAAGUAACGAAGUGAGUUUUUUUCCUUUAUUCUUAGUGUUUUAGUGUGUUGUUCUAUCGCUGGCUAUAGAUAGAGGACAUGACAUAGUGGCAAGUUAACAGCAAGCACAACAUCACACUAUAUAAUGCAUAUAGCAUCUCUUGAGUCUGUCUCUCUAAUGGAUUGACAGGAGCCUAAAGGACCUGCCACAAUAACUUUACGCAUUAAUGUAAACUCCCCAUACAGUAAAUAUUGAUCAUAAAAAUGGAUUAAGGAACCAUUCAAAAUGCAAGCAGACUGCUUCUCAAUCACAUCGAUCAGAUCUUUCUAUUGAAUUUCUGCAGGCUAGGUCAGUGUACAUUCUGAUGUAAUGAUAAUACAUAUGGGUAAUUAAUUAAUAUACUAACUUAUACUAUCCACUUCCUCCAGCCUUUUCACACUCCCUAUCUAUCGGUCGUCAUAUCUUAGUUUAGUUUUAAAUAUUAUAUUAGUACAGCUUUUCAAAGAGGCAGAAACAGUUCAAACAAAAACCUGUUGGAAUUUGAAGCGUUUAUGAUUCACAAUGCAAAGAUAUUCUUAGAAUGGAAUGUUGAAAUGUGAAACCACAUGCAGUGAAACGGAAGCUUCGCUUAAUUCUAUUGAUUCUAAUUCCAUAAAAAUUAGAAAAAUUGUCUUGUUUUUCCCCCCGGGGGGUAUAAAUUCAGAACGUUUACUUUAUUGUACUUUGAUUGUUUUUCAAUCACGUUUUUGCCUUUUUUGUAUUCAAAAUGUAAAAUGACCACCCCGUCUCCAGUUAUUAAUACUUCCUGAGGAUGUAACGUCAUUUAACAACCUACUGUUCAUCAAAAAAACUGCAAUUUGUAAUGUGCAAUACUUCGUAGAAAGAUAAGUAUUUUUUCACUCUGUUUUUCAAAUAGGUGGUACUUUUAACUUUGUAGAGAGAAAUAAAAAAUAAAACACUUGCUUAAACAAUGCAACAGACAAAAUUACGACAAUUUCAGGGGCCAAUGAAAACCUACCACAAAAUCUUAUGCCAUAAUAUCAACAAAGAAACAACGUUCAAUGCAGUAGUAUCGCUUUCUGUCAUAACACACAGAAUUUGAUUAAUCUUUAUCAAAAAUAUUACACGUUUUAAAAUAUCUGGAGUUGCAAUGAAAAGUUAACCUGCCAUUUUAUAAUGACUAUCUCAAAUCUGAUUUGGUAGUCGGAAUUGGCCUGUGAGGUUCGGUAACAUUCUGAAAUGAUGCUGCCGCCAAACAUGAGCCUGUCUAUCUACCGUAGUGCUGUUUGUUUGUACAGAAGAUGUAUUAUGUCGCACAGAAACGAACCGCUAGUUGUUAGCUAGCUAGAUACCUGAAACAAACCGCUAGUUGUUAGCUAGCUAGGUACCUGUUAAAAAAAAUGCUAGUAGUUAGCGAGCUAGGUACCUGUUAAAAAAAAAUGCUAGUAGUUAGCGAGCUAGGUACCUGUUAAAAAAAAAUGCUAGUAGUUAGCGAGCUAGGUACCUGUUAAAAAAAAUGCUAGUUGUUAGCUAGCUAGGUACCUGUUAAAAAAAAAUGCUAGUAGUUAGCGAGCUAGGUACCUUACAGGUGUUGUAUCAAAGAAGCUUACUGAAAAACCAAAUGAGAAUACAUUAUUACAGUGAAGAUAUUGACACCCAGUCCCAUCGCUGGAGAUUGGAGAAGUCUCUGCUUGUGUUCUAAAUGGCACCCUAUUCUCUACAUAGUGAACUCAUUUUGACACAGGUCUCUGGUCAAAAGUAGUGCAUUAUUAGGGAAUAGGGUGCCAUUUGGAUCGCAUACUCCAUUUCCAUUGAGAUGAGCUGUCUAUAAUCAGACAGGCUACUGAUCCCUACAGAUAGAAAACAUAAUGUUAAAGUUAUCUAACUCUCCUGCCUCAUACAUUACAUGUCAUUACAUACCAGCCCAUCCUUUUUAAGAAUGUACAAGGGGGAAAUGUUUUUAAUCCAUGAAGAAGAAACAUUUUUCAAAUACAAUUUGAAAGAUUUUAUUUUUUAUUUCUAUGGCGCUAAAUAACCUGUAAAACAAAAAUGUGUGUUUUAAAACAGGGUUUUACUGAGAAAAACAUUAAACCUUUUUAUUUCUUAAUAAAAAAAAAAA
This is a messenger RNA of Oncorhynchus keta (chum salmon), 5052 nucleotides long. Its product is annotated as sodium- and chloride-dependent taurine transporter-like. Gene Ontology annotation, cellular component: plasma membrane. Gene Ontology annotation, biological process: taurine transmembrane transport; neurotransmitter transport; sodium ion transmembrane transport. The record is from RefSeq and is a predicted model, not a curated record. NCBI's taxonomy places the organism in Eukaryota, Metazoa, Chordata, Actinopteri, Salmoniformes, Salmonidae. Bases 25 to 1905 code for a protein of 626 amino acids. Gene Ontology annotation, molecular function: taurine:sodium symporter activity. The transcript is spliced from 13 exons.